AUGGAGAGUACUUCAAUCUUUAUUCCAGAUGAAAUAAUUUAUGAGAGUUUGAAAGAAUGGAGAUUUAGUUUGGUCGGUAGACUGGAUUUAGUACAUCUAAAAUUUUCAUUAGCUGAAUCAGUUCUGAGAAAACAAUGGAAGAGAAAAGGGAGUAUUCAACUUAUACCAAUUGGUAAAGGUUUUUUCAUAAUCAAGUUGGAUAAUGAAGAUGAUAUGAAAUUAAUAUAUGAAGGUCAUUGGGAGGUAGAAAAUCAAAUCCUAAGUCUCAGAUAUUGGGAGAAGGAUUUUAGACCGGAAUUUCAAAAAAAUUCUUGUGCUUAUGUAUGGGUAACAUUUCCCGGGCUAAGUAUUGAUUAUUGGAAGGAGAGUAUUUUAAUGGCUAUAGGAAAAUCGUUUGGAAGACCAAUUCGAAUUGAUGAAACUACUAUGAAAAAACAAGCUGGAUUUUAUGCAAGUAUUCUAGUUGAAAUUGAUCUUGCAAAAACUAUACCUAAUAAAGUAUGGGUUGAAUCCAAGUAUGGAAAAUUUGAGCAGGAAUUAUGUUUUGUUAAGCUUCCCAAAUACUGUAAUCAUUGUAAGGUUGUUGGCCAUUAUGUUGCAGAAUGUAGAAUCAAAAGGAAGGAACAUAACUUGAUGAAUGAUAAUCCGUUGAAGCAACAAAAGUGGAAAUAUGUUCCAAAAAGAGUUAAUCAGGAAAAUUCUGUUAAAUUUGAUAUAUGUUUACCUGAUAAUUCUAAUGCUGAAUCAAGUGCUAAUCAGGAGAGUUGUAGAAUUCCUGAGAAGAUCAUUCAAACUCCUAAAAAGGAUAAUGGUUUUGUUGGUGUUUUAAAUUCACCUUUGGAGUUUCCUUUGUUAUCUGUGGUAGUAGCUGAUGAAGAGGGUACUAUUCAAGCUCUGAAAAAUUCUGUAGCGGUAGAAGUUGGUGAAGAAGUUAAUAUACAAGCUCUGACAAAUAUUAAUUCUGAAGUUGGUAAUUUAGAAGUAUGGAAAGAAGUUGAACCUAAAGUAAGAGUUUCAAGUGGUUUUAUAAAGCAGUUAAGAUUACCUGGUAUGAGCAGCAUGAUAAUACAUAAUUCUUGUGGAAACAUAAAAGUAAAUAUAUGGGUUUUUUUGAAUAAUUCUUUAGCUACUCCAACUAUAAUUUCUAACACAAAACAGGCUAUAACAAUACAAGUUGGUGAAGUGCUAGUUACUGAAAUUCAUGCAGCAUGUGUUACUAUUGAUAGAAGAAUUUUAUGGGAAGAGCUAUUACUGAUAAAUUAUAUGAAGAUGCCCUGGCUUAUAAUUGGUGAUUUCAAUGUUGUUCUUACUUGUGAAGAAAAAAGGCGGGAGAAGUCCCCUAAGAAUAUCUAUGAAGGAGUUUAG
Messenger RNA from Papaver somniferum (opium poppy), 1365 nucleotides. RefSeq lists its product as uncharacterized. The transcript has 3 exons. Bases 1 to 1365 code for a protein of 454 amino acids. Lineage: Eukaryota; Viridiplantae; Streptophyta; Magnoliopsida; Ranunculales; Papaveraceae. The record is from RefSeq and is a predicted model, not a curated record.